Penicillium arizonense is the source of this 738-nucleotide messenger RNA. RefSeq names its product cyanamide hydratase. NCBI's taxonomy places the organism in Eukaryota, Fungi, Ascomycota, Eurotiomycetes, Eurotiales, Aspergillaceae. The transcript is spliced from 2 exons. The record is from RefSeq and is a predicted model, not a curated record. The coding region runs from base 1 to 738 and encodes 245 amino acids.
AUGUGUGUUACCGAAGCAAACUACGGCUUUACAGCUGUGCCAUCAUCGGCCACUGCCCUUCUCGCAACUGACCCUCCGAAGAUACCAGCACCCUUCACCCCAGUAUCCCAAAGCCCAAUUCCAUCUACGCCCCUCGCCCAGCGCAUCGACGUGUAUGCAAAGGCGCAUCUCCCAGAACCAACAUACAACCACUGCCUGCGGGUAUAUCACUAUGGGCUCGCUAUAAGGCAAUAUCGAUUCCCGGAGUGGACUUUCUCGGAUGAAACAUACUUCCUGGCUUGCUUGCUUCACGAUAUCGGAACCACGAAGGAAAAUAUGAUAGCUACUAAGAUGAGCUUCGAGUUCUAUGGCGGCUUUAUUGCUUUGGACGUUUUGCAAAACUUGGGAGCUUCUGCCACAGCUAGUUCAGCAGCUGCCGCCCCGAGAGAUCAAGCAGAGAGUGUGGCGGAGGCCAUCAUACGGCAUCAGGACUUUCACGAGAAAGGCAAUAUCACGGCUUUGGGUCAGUUGCUUCAGUUGGCAACAAUGUUUGAUAAUAUCGGGGCCUGGGCAGAUCUGGUUCAUCCGUCAACCAUUGAGGAUGUCUGCAAGCACUUUCCUCGUCUUAAGUGGAGCCAUUGCUUCGCUAGUACUAUUCGCGAGGAAAACAGUCUGAAGCCUUGGGCCCAUACCACAGUGCUGGGAGAAGAGUCUCCAGCUAGGGUGAUGGGUAACAAACUCAUGGCGCCGUAUGAAUGA